AAAUUCACUAACAUCAUGUUCAUGCGAGUCAAAGAUAUAAAAGCUACUUUACAAAGAGCUAUAUUGUUGGGAGAUAAAUCUACUAUUUUGUUGAAUUGCUUCAAAAUCCUCGUCUGAAAUAAACCCAUAACACAUCGUCGAAAGUUUCUGUUGUUAAAAUACCGUCGAAAGUUUCUGUUGUUAAAAUACAUGUCGCAGUAUUCGGCAAAUCAACAUUCCACUCAAACCACCAUAAAACCGAUUGCCUUCAAACAAAAUGGAAUCAACUUCUAAUAGCAAAAAUUCGGACACCAGGGCCGAUUUAAAUAAUCAGGGGAGCUAUUAUUUUAUUUUAUUUUCGAUAAGUUAUAAUGGGUGCAAUUUAUGUUUGAAUAAAUUUUCGUUCAAUUACCUUAGCGGUUAAUUAAACAACUUCUAUAAAUAUAUUUUCGGACUUUCUCAAUGUUAAGGUCAUAUCUAUUUAUAGAUCUGUUCCCUUUCUCAUUCAUCAAUAUGAAAUGCUGCGAAUCACCAAAGGGGAGACCAAUAUAUGACUUUACAUAAUAGAAAUCGAAAGGUAAUCGUGCUUCCGAAUUUAUUUUUAGCUGUAAAUCGGAGGGAUUAAUUGAUAAAAAUCGGGUCCAUGGACAAAAAAAGGUAAACACAAAUAGCUCACAAUAAAGGGGAGGUAACACUUAAUCGAUCUGACAGGUAGAAGUUAACGUAGCGUUAUCAAACGCACAACUAAUUUUAACCCUCCUGGUCGGAAAGUUGAGUUUUUCUCUGUCCAAAAUGUCUUUUAUGAAGAAGAAAAGUAAAGGAGACGAUAGUGCGACGGAAGAAUUAAAAAAAAAAGCUUUCAAUGAUGAGUAUAACUUGGAGACUGACACAUUACUUGUUCAAGCUAAACGUUUCACCGAAGCUGUAAAGAUUCUUAAAAAAGAGGGCAACAAUAUCCAUCGUAAACGAAAGAAGGAGAAUAGCAGGUCUCUGUCCAAGUGCAUGGACACAUAUGACGAACAUUUGAAUGAACUCAAGGAAACACUUGCUGUAAUAAAUCAGCAUCUUGGGAAGAGUCUGAGAAACACACCCAUUUUAAAACAAAGGUCUGAACGUUUUACAGGCACUCAUGGAAGGAUCGGACAAACGCAAAUUGAAGAGAGAGUUGAGAAAAUUCCAAGGGAUGAAGUAUCUAUGGAGAACUCAGAGAGGCAAUCUGCUGGUAGUAGAAAAAGAGCAAGACAUAGUGAACCUAAUCAAUCUGAGAGGACAGGAACAGAUGGUGACUUUGAAAGAUACGAACACCAAUCUAGUGCCAAGUCUCACAGAAAUGCGCCGGAAGAGUUAGAACAGAAGGUGAAAUUAUUAAAAAAAGAAACGGAACGUCUUCAAUACGAAUUGCAGGCUGAAAAGACUGAAAAAGAUAAAGUUUUUAAAGAAUUAGAGGAUGCAAAGAAAGAGACGAAUGCUCUUGAAGAUAAGCUGAGAGAUUUUCAAAAACAUUCUUCGAAAGAAAAACAUGAUCUUGAAGAAUAUAUCAGAAGACUUCGACAAGAAAAAGACAGAAUAAGUGACGAAAGAGACAAUAAGAGAUUCAAAUACGAAACUGAAAAAGAAGCAAAAGAUAAUGCUUUAAAGAGUUUAGAAGAUAUUAAACAAGAUAAACGUGCGCUUGAAGAAGAACUGGGGAGCUUUCUGAAGCAGUCUACAAGUGAAAGACAUGCUGUAGAAGAAGACAACAAAAGGCUUUCACGAGAGAAUGAUCAUAUAAGUCGUGAAAGAGACGAUGAGAGAAAGCGGUAUAAGACGGAAAAGGAUGCAAAAGAUUCUGCCCUGGCAAGAUUAGAAGCUAUAAAACGAGACAAGUUCGCUGUUGAGGAAGAGCUAAAGAAAAUCGUGUUCUUUUGA
This is a messenger RNA of Ruditapes philippinarum (Manila clam), 1887 nucleotides long. Its product is annotated as cingulin-like. NCBI's taxonomy places the organism in Eukaryota, Metazoa, Mollusca, Bivalvia, Venerida, Veneridae. The coding region runs from base 772 to 1887 and encodes 371 amino acids. The record is from RefSeq and is a predicted model, not a curated record. The transcript is spliced from 10 exons.